Molecule: messenger RNA, 2871 nt
Organism: Carcharodon carcharias (great white shark)
Lineage: Eukaryota; Metazoa; Chordata; Chondrichthyes; Lamniformes; Lamnidae
Gene: med20
Product: mediator complex subunit 20
Exons: 4
Coding region: 144-779 (211 amino acids)
Biological process (GO): regulation of transcription by RNA polymerase II
Cellular component (GO): mediator complex
Molecular function (GO): transcription coactivator activity
Source: RefSeq, a predicted model, not a curated record
ACCUCCUUUGUGGAGAGACCGUUGGGGGAGGGGGCCGCAGAUUUGGCGCUGGAAGCGGGAAGGAAGCGUUCUGAUGGUGUCUUUCGCAGCAGGAGGGUGACUGGGGAGGGCGCUGGAGGCCUGGCGGCGCUGGAGCUGAGAGAAUGGGUGUUACCUGUGUUUCCCAGAUUCCAGCAGUUGAGGGGAAGAGUGUUCAGCAAGCAGUGGAACUGCUUACCAAAAAACUGGAAAUACUGGGUGCUGUUAAGCAGGGAACAUUUUGCGUGGAUUGUGAAACCUAUCAUGCAGGACCAACUGUGACAAUCCCAGGGCAGGCUGCAAAGUUCAUGUAUAUUAUGCACAACACGGAAUACCCUCUCAGCUGCUUUGCUCUUUUCGAAAAUGGCCCCUACUUGGUGGCAGACUCAAACUUUGACACGCUAAUGAUCAAACUGAAGGGGUUUUUCCAGAAUGCAAAAAGCAGCAAGAUAGAGAGCCGGGGACCUCGCUACCUGUACGGUGACUUCCUAGUAAAGGUUGGGACAGUCACAAUGGGACCCAGUGUACGUGGCAUAUCUGUUGAGGUGGAAUACUGCCCUUGCAUUGUAUCCAAUGACUGUUGGAAUCUCAUGAUGGAAUUCAUGCAGAGUUUCAUGGGAAGUCAUACACCAGGAACUCCUUCUGUGUUCUCAUCAAAACAUGAUGGGGUUUAUACACCGACAGACACGGCUAUUCAGUAUAUGGAACUGUUCAAUAAAAUUCGGAAACAACAACAGGCCCCAGUAUCCGGAAUUAGAUAGUCUGCUUUGAUGUAGAAAAUCUGCGUUAAGCCACAUAUGGACUUCAUACUUUCUAUGUUUUGUUUCAUUUUUAAAAAUGUGAAGCUGAUUCUUACUAGAUUGAAUCACAGUAAGAUCACAUUUUCAAUAUGGAAUGUCUUUGGAUUCACUCAAGGUGCUACAAAAAUGUUACACAAUACUUCCUGUUUAAAAAGAGUGGAAUGUGGAGUAAAGAAAGAUGGUUUCCAUCUCUGCUGAUAGUGGCUGCUCAACAUUUGGGUGGUGGUGUUCUAAACUGACCUGCAAAAUUUCCCUGUAAUUAAUUUUAAAUCUCCCCCAAACAAGGCUUGUGUGUACUCCCUUGUAUAACUGCAGCGUUUUGGGGCCAGGAUCAUUCAAUUAAAAAUAGGCAGAGUCCUGAUGUGAUGAAUUCUGCUGACUCAAGUUUGCAUCCACAGCUUUCGCAAUUUCAGCCAUACCACUGUGAAAGAGUGGAAGCCAGUUGUUCACAAGGAUACAGGGAAGAUUUUCAGGGAGUACAGCCCUAUCUGUCCUCACGCAUAUCCAGUGACCAAUUUGUAAGUCACAUGAGUGAUUGGUUGAAGACAGUGUGUAAUAUUGAAGUCAUAAGCAGCAGAGGAAGAUGCAAAGAGUGGAAAGGUCUCUUGCUCCUGACAGCAAUAUAACCCUUAAACAAAAGCAACGCUGGAAAUCUGAGAUGAUAACUGAAAAUGCUAGACGUUCUCAGCAGGUUAGGCAGCAUCUGUAGAGAGAGAAAUAUUCUGAUGAAAGGUCAUCAAACUGAAAUAUUUACUCUUUCUCUCUCCACAGAUGCUGCCUGGCUCGUGUGUUUGCCUGCAUUUUCUGUUUUGUUAAAAUAACCUUUAAUGUCUUCCUGUGCGACUGCACAGACAACCAGCUCAAUGAAAAUAAAUUGCAUUGCUUUAGAUUAGAACUGAAAGGUUGCAUUGGUCUUUGUAACUCCUUUGUUAUGAUGGUUUAAUAGGUAAAUGCACUUAGUGAGCUUUAUAGCUUGGCAGUGUUAGUCACUCAAAGCUUGGUUAGUGUUAAAAUCUAAGCUGAAUCAAAAGCACUGGCACAUUUAGUCUCAGUGCUGCCAGGCUGGGAGGGAGUUUAAAACAAUGUACAGCUAGUAUUCCCAUUUUUGAUCAGUCGAUUGACUCCCAAUGGAGAACUUGCAUGUGGCCUUCUGGAGAGGGCAAGAUCUAACUGUAAUGGUCCAUGUGACCAAACAGCCUGCUGUGGUUUGCUCAGUAGAUUUACACAUGAAUGGUCCCUUGUCUGAGGUACCAGCAAGAACUGCUGGUGCUGUGUGCGUUUCUGAAUUUUGGCUGUUAAGUCUUUGUACAUUUGUAUCCACUGCUGAAACAGUCUAAUGAAAAUGUUUUUAAAAAUGAUUAAAAGAAUUUGAUGGGUUAUCUUUUUGCUUGUUGAGUGACUGAACUUUUUCUCUUGUAGGUGAUUACAAUUUAUACCAGUAUAAUACCAGUACAGUGGGGAACAGAGGAAAUCUGAUUCAUACUGCACUGAGUCUUUGUAUGCCUUAAUUCCAAAGUACAUUACAGCUCUCUGUACUCCCUUGUUCAAAGCUAUCCCAGACUGUGUUAUAUAGCAUGUUGCAUUUCUGUAUAGCAGUUGAUGGUUUUUAUCUGUUUGUGGAAAAAAUAAUUCAUUGAUGGGCCACACCACUUCCCUACUGCCUGAGGUUGAGAUAAUGUCAUAAACCACAAGAGCAAACCUUGAAGUGACUUACUAACUAUGUCAAUCUUGGGAGGUGUUGAUGUUCUGAAGCCCUUUCAAAAAUGUUAUAUUUACAGUGUGUCUAACCUAAAGCUUUCCUCCUCAUUUUGAUGCUGCGGAUUGCUGGAACGGAACUGUUGGAUUUAUGAUGUGAUAUUGUUUCCCACGUGGUCUGCUGAGCAGUAAUGAUGAAAUUUAUUUAACUGAACAAAUAAGACAAGCCAAGCAACCUGUCUGCAGAAAACAAAACAAAAACUGUGACUAUGCUGGAAAUUUAAUACAAAAAUAAAAUGCUGGAAACGUUCACAUUGUCUACGAUGUGUGGAGAAGCCAGUUCUGUUGCAUGUCUGAA